GGACUCAGGAGUCAGGAGUACUUUUCUCUCACUGAAGUGAACAUUAAAAAAAAAACAAAAAGAAGUCAUCUAUAAAUUAUUACUCUCUACUUUAUUCAUUCAUGAAGAGAUAUCUUAAGGAAUCUUAAUUAGCUAUUGAUAUCGAGCCCCCAUUGAUGAGGAUCUCGUACCUCAACAAACGCAUCUUUUCUUUUAUCAUUCGCUCAUUAUAGUAAGCCCUACAGUCUACACAAUCUCAGAUAUUGUUCUUUGAUUUUGGUUGUUGAGCUAUGUAUUUUUUUAACCAAGGGGAUGAGCUGGUCUUCCAGAUCCAGAAUUUUGACAACCCUAAUCCGGAACAGCAGACAAUCCAACAAGAUCCUGUUAUGAACCGAGACUCUUCUUGUUCUCGAGGACGCAAUAAAAGGCAUGGUAAGGAGGUUUUGAGUAUCGGUGAGGACUGCAAAGAUGAUGAGAGAAGCAAGAAGAUUAUGCAUAGAGAAAUCGAGAGACAAAGGAGACAGGAUAUGGGUAAACUUCAUGUAUCACUUCGAUCCCUACUUCCACUUGAAUUCAUUAAGGGAAAGCGUUCGAUAUCAGAUCAUAUGGAGCAAGCUGUGAAUUACAUUAAUCACUUGCAGGGAGAAAUCAGAGAACUGGAUGUCAAAAAGAAUAACCUCAUCAAGAGUACUCCCAAGAAAUUUUUUAUUGAUGACCCGGGGAAGGGGACUUCAGAUCUUUGUUUGCUUGACGAUAACAAUGAUAUCAGUGUCACCGUCACCCCAUGCUUCUGUGGUGUCGAGAUCAUAAUUACUAGUGGAUCGAUGGAGGAGAACUUAUCCUUGUCAGGGGUGAUGCAAGUACUGAUCCAGGAACGGCAGCUUAAUGUUACAAGCUGUUCCUCUACAAGGGUAAAUGACCAGUUAGUGCAUAUUAUCCGAGCUGAGAUUUUCCUUGCAGGGAUACGAGCCGGCUUUUAUAGAUAUAUGUGAGCUGCAACAAAGAUUAUGUGGUGUGAUCCGUGGAUAAAUUUCAGGUAAGUGCAAAGACUGAAAGAUCAUCAAAGUCUAUUAAGUGAAACGAUGCCAAAAUUUUGCUGCUUACUUGGCCGAGAUUCGUUUAUGUUUCAGCUACUGUCCGUUGUUCUAUGAAAGUGUGUGUUGAUUAUGUCAACCCUAGGCUAGCUGUUUAGGGAAUUUAUGCAAUGUGAUCAGCUGUGUGUUAACAAAUUAGUCGAUCUCAGUGGUGCGACAUUGGGAGAAAUUUUAAUUUUUCUGCAGAAAUCAGUGAUGGCUUGAGAUUGUUUCUUUUGUCCUUGUUUUCCUGAAUAAGAUUGCGAAUAUUGUUUUAACUGAAAGUGUAAUGUGUUUUGUAUUCUAUUA
Daucus carota subsp. sativus is the source of this 1361-nucleotide messenger RNA. Its product is annotated as transcription factor bHLH36-like. Bases 270 to 971 code for a protein of 233 amino acids. NCBI's taxonomy places the organism in Eukaryota, Viridiplantae, Streptophyta, Magnoliopsida, Apiales, Apiaceae. Gene Ontology annotation, cellular component: RNA polymerase II transcription regulator complex. Gene Ontology annotation, biological process: regulation of transcription by RNA polymerase II. The transcript has 3 exons. The record is from RefSeq and is a predicted model, not a curated record. Gene Ontology annotation, molecular function: protein dimerization activity; DNA-binding transcription factor activity, RNA polymerase II-specific; RNA polymerase II transcription regulatory region sequence-specific DNA binding.